Molecule: messenger RNA, 1408 nt
Organism: Schistosoma rodhaini
Lineage: Eukaryota; Metazoa; Platyhelminthes; Trematoda; Strigeidida; Schistosomatidae
Source: the annotation of a GenBank genome assembly
CGUCUCACCACUUAAACAACUUCUGUAGAGUAUACAGUCUUCAGGUUGUGCUUAAACCAUAUUCGACAAAAAUACCGUAGAUACAGGAAACGCGGCUCUUUUAAACUCGCAUGUUUGAUAGUAUGAGUGAAACAUCCAAACAGAAUCAAAUACCAACAACUGCUCAUGAAAAGUUAAUUGAGUCUCAGUUAAUAAAAACAGCUCAAAUAUUGGAAGAUACGUUAGAUGAACAAAUUAAUCGUUUGGAUAAUUUAAAUGAUGAUGACUUGGAAGCUAUUCGACAACUUCGAAUUAAGCAAAUGAAAGAAGAAUCAAAACAACGUUCUGAAUGGUUAGCUUUAGGACAUGGUGUUUAUUCUGAAUUAUCAAAUGAAAAAGACUUUUUUACUACCUGUAAAACAUCAUCAUUUGGUCUUGUUUGUCAUUUUUAUCGUGAUUCAACAUUUCGAUGUAAAAUUCUAGAUAAACAUUUAAGCUUAUUAGCUCCAAAACAUAUUGAAUGUAGAAUGGUAAAGAUAAAUGCAGAGAAAGCACCAUUUUUAACAAAACGUUUAAAUAUUCUAGUUAUACCAACUUUAAUUCUUGUUAAAAAUGAAAAAGUAUACGAUCGUAUUGUUGGAUUUGAUGAACUUGGUGGUCAUGAUGAAUUUUCUACUUCUAUGCUUGAAUGGCGUUUAGCUGUUAGUAAAGUGAUUAAAUAUUCUGGUGAUUUAACAGUUCCACCAAAUAUGAACAAAAACAAGUCUACAUGUAGUAAUUUAUCGAAUAUCACUAAAAAACUAUAUGACAAUAAAUCUAUAUAUAGUAAAUGUUUGGACAAUAACACUGAUGAUGAUGACGACGACGAAGAUAGUGAUUAAUUAAAUAUUGUUACGCUAGUUGUAACUUUCUCAUUGUCUAUGUAACAAACUAGUUUUAUGUGGCAUGUUUUUUUUUAGAAAAAAUUUUCAUUUGUAACCAUUAUCUUUAUAUUCACAUGUAAAUUUACAUGUGAAUAUAAAUGAUAAAUCAUAUUUAACUUGUGAAUAAUGUGUCUUUGAAUUUUUGACUUCUCUAAUGUUAAGAAGAGAAAAUGAAGGAAUACACCUUCUAAUGGUUGAUUAUCACUUUAUUGUAAUAGAAGGAUAAUGUUUUUCUCUCUAUAUUUAUUUGUAAAUAUUAUGUUUACAUCUUUGUUUAAUUUUCAUAUAUUUCAUAUUGUGUUGUAUAUUUUUCAUAUAUAGUAAUAUGAGUAAUCUUAUUUAUCUCUUUGAUUUUUGUCCCAGUCUUUUUAACCAAUAUGAAAUGAUUCAAAGUUGUUUUUCUUAUAACUUAUCAAAUAGUAUUAUAUACAUUAUGUAAAGAAAGUUCCUUACUUGUACAAUUUCUCAUGGCGGGGGGGGGUGUUGUUUACAAAAUGGAAAGGACG